Molecule: messenger RNA, 2174 nt
Organism: Prosopis cineraria
Lineage: Eukaryota; Viridiplantae; Streptophyta; Magnoliopsida; Fabales; Fabaceae
Product: protein DETOXIFICATION 33
Exons: 9
Coding region: 279-1742 (487 amino acids)
Biological process (GO): xenobiotic detoxification by transmembrane export across the plasma membrane
Cellular component (GO): membrane
Molecular function (GO): antiporter activity; xenobiotic transmembrane transporter activity
Source: RefSeq, a predicted model, not a curated record
GUUACAACCGUUGGUCUCCGAGUCAGCGGGGAGAAGGCUACUUCCCAGUCAGAUGUCAGUCGUGCAAACCCACCUUUCAAACUUUGGUCCCCAUUUCCACUUCCCACAGGCCGCAGCUACCCUCUCCAGUUUUCUGCUGUGACCCAUUCCUUAAACCCCUUUCCGCGUAAAUAAGUAGACGCUGCAAACCACCUUCAAUUCAUCUCAUGUUUAACGCCAUUUCGAAGUAGAAGCAACCCUGAAAAAGUAAGUGGGUUGCCCUAUACCAGAGCGUAGCCAUGGCCGUCGACACCCCGCUACUGCAGAGCAACGGCGGCAGUGGUGAUAUUGUGGAGGCAAAGCCAGAGGGGUUUUUUAAGAGAUUCGCGUUCGAGUCAAGGAAGUUGUGGCGGCUGGCUGGCCCUGCAAUCUUCACCGCCUUGUGUCAGUACUCCCUUGGUGCACUCACUCAGACAUUUGCUGGUCAAGUUAGCGAGCUCGACCUCGCCGCCGUUUCCGUUGAAAACUCCGUCAUCGCCGGCUUCGCCUUUGGCGUCAUGUUGGGUAUGGGGAGUGCAUUGGAGACGCUGUGCGGGCAAGCAUACGGUGCGGGGCAGUAUAGAAUGUUAGGGGUGUACAUGCAAAGAUCUUGGGUUAUCCUCUUGACUACAGCCACUAUCUUGGUACCUAUUUAUGUUUGGUCACCGCCAAUAUUGGAGCUCAUUGGAGAGACUACCGAGAUCUCCGAAGCUGCUGGGAAAUUUGCUCUGUGGAUGCUCCCGCAGUUGUAUGCCUAUGCUCUGAAUUUUCCAAUCCAAAAAUUCUUACAGUCGCAGAGGAAAGUGUUUGUAAUGGCAUGGAUAUCGGCAGUUGUUUUGGUGCUCCACACAUUUUUCAGUUGGUAUCUCAUAUUGAAGGUGGGAUGGGGCCUAACAGGAGCAGCAAUCGUUCUUAACACAUCUUGGUGGCUCAUUGUCAUUGGCCAAUUGUUGUACAUUUUCAUCACCACAUCUGAUGGUGCUUGGAGUGGAUUCUCCUGGCUAGCUUUUGCAGACUUGUUCGGCUUUGUCAAACUUUCUUUGGCUUCAGCUGUUAUGCUAUGCUUGGAGUUUUGGUACUUGAUGAUACUAGUGGUCAUAGUUGGGCGUUUAAAAAACCCUCUGAUACCUGUUGACGCCAUAUCUGUCUGCAUGAAUUUAAAUGGCUGGGAUGCCAUGAUUGCGAUUGGGUUCAAUGCUGCAAUAAGUGUGAGAGUUUCAAAUGAACUUGGAGCUGGUGAUUUCCAAGCUGCCAAAUUUGCAGUGCUCGUGGUUUCCAUCACAUCCGUGUCCAUAGGAGUGGUUAUCAUGGCAGUUGUGCUUGCAACGAAGGAUUACUUUCCUUACCUGUUUACAAGCAGUGUUGCAGUUGCCAAGGAAACAACUAAGCUUGCUGGCUUACUCGCCGUCACAGUGCUUCUUAACAGUCUUCAACCUGUCUUAUCUGGCGUUGCUGUUGGAGCUGGCUGGCAAGCUAUUGUGGCAUAUAUUAAUAUUGGAUGCUAUUACCUUGUUGGAUUACCAGCAGGAAUAGUCUUGGGAUUUGUAUUGCAUUUUGGAGCCGAGGGUAUUUGGUCGGGAAUGAUAGGAGGCAUAGUUCUGCAGACCAUAAUCCUUGUAGUUAUCACCUCAGUAACCAACUGGAGAAGAGAAGCUGAACAAGCAGAGACCCGCGUGAAGAGAUGGGGCGGAUCAAUUGCUUCUCAGUUUAGUACCGAUCAAUGAGAAGUCUAUGAGGACUGUGGAAUGCAUCGCCAUCACCGAGAGAUUUUGAGUAUGUCGUUAAUCAUAUUACUCUGAGGAGCACAGCAAUCUGGGGAGAAGUUUAAAUUCUAUCAAGAAGGAGGGUAGGAAUUUUGUUUUGAUAUUAUUUUAACUUUAAAUGAUUGUUAGACUUAUCGGUCAAUGUACGACGUUUAAUGCAUCUUCAACGAAGACUGGUUCACUUGAAGGUUGAAUUUGCUGCCUGUUUUGGGUAUGCCCUCCUUGAAAGAGUUGGCUUAGCUGGGAACAUGCCUUGGCCGUAUUGGUUGGCAUUCAAAGUGCCCUUCUAAGCAUAUACACUAAGUUAUUGUAUUUGGAUGUAUCAUUUUACAAAUUAAAGUUUUGAUUGGACUCGCAAAAUAAAAGAGAAUCCUUUUGCGAACAAGUUCACUA